UAAACGUUGAGGGUUACGUCAGUGACGAGCGCAGGCGGAUACUCAGGAAACGUAGGCGAACCCGAGUGCCCCAGCAUGGCGGGCACUGGCUUGGUGGCCGGAGAGGUUGUGGUGGACGCGCUGCCGUAUUUCGAUCAAGGUUAUGAAGCGCCUGGUGUGCGGGAAGCGGCUGCAGCCCUGGUGGAGGAGGAAACUCGCCGGUACCGACCCACUAAAAACUACCUGAGCUACCUGACAGCCCCGGAUUAUUCUGCUUUUGAAACUGACAUAAUGAGAAAUGAAUUUGAAAGACUGGCUGCUCGACAACCAAUUGAACUGCUCAGUAUGAAACGAUACGAGCUUCCAGCCCCAUCUUCAGGUCAGAAAAAUGACAUUACCGCGUGGCAAGAAUGUGUCAACAAUUCUAUGGCCCAGCUAGAGCACCAGGCUGUUCGAAUUGAGAAUCUGGAACUGAUGUCACAGCAUGGAUGUAAUGCCUGGAAAGUAUAUAAUGAAAAUCUAGUUCACAUGAUUGAACAUGCACAGAAAGAGCUUCAGAAGUUAAGGAAACACAUUCAAGAUUUAAACUGGCAGCGAAAGAACAUGCAACUCACAGCUGGAUCUAAACUAAGAGAAAUGGAGUCGAAUUGGGUAUCCCUGGUCAGUAAGAAUUACGAGAUUGAACGGACAAUUGUGCAACUAGAAAAUGAAAUCUAUCAAAUUAAGCAGCAACAUGGAGAGGCAAACAAAGAAAACAUCCGGCAAGACUUCUGAAAAGACUAAUUUGGUGGGGAGAAAGGAAGAAAAGUUGGGGUUUCGUAAACUGUCAGGCAUCUGAACUUUGUCUGAACUAUGAAGGACAACAGCUUGUCACAGAAACUGUUGAUGGUUGUGAAAUUUUCAGAAAACUUAAAAUGUGUGAAGUGUUUUGUCCUGUUUGUAUUUCUUAGCAAAAUAAAGAUUUUCAACGUGA
This is a messenger RNA of Oryctolagus cuniculus (rabbit), 952 nucleotides long. RefSeq names its product BCAS2 pre-mRNA processing factor (gene BCAS2). Lineage: Eukaryota; Metazoa; Chordata; Mammalia; Lagomorpha; Leporidae. The record is from RefSeq and is a predicted model, not a curated record. Gene Ontology annotation, cellular component: precatalytic spliceosome; catalytic step 2 spliceosome; Prp19 complex. Gene Ontology annotation, biological process: mRNA processing.